Molecule: messenger RNA, 1290 nt
Organism: Sesamum indicum (sesame)
Lineage: Eukaryota; Viridiplantae; Streptophyta; Magnoliopsida; Lamiales; Pedaliaceae
Product: protein BIG GRAIN 1-like B
Biological process (GO): auxin-activated signaling pathway
Source: RefSeq, a predicted model, not a curated record
AUGGUGGAUCAUGAUACAAGGUGUACUGAAACCACCCCACACCACCACCAUCCUUCCCGCUUCAGCUCCACCUCCACCUCCACCCAGCCCUCCUUCUCCUCCACCCUGCUUGAUGCGAUUUAUCGCUCCAUUGACAGGGGAGAUCAAGAAGAUAUGGGAUUUUGCAAGGAGCCCACGAGGAAGAUUCGGCGUGAUGUUAACGUGCGCGCUGUGUUCGCAAGUGAGGAGGAAAUGGCGACCUUCCAGCGGGCUUGCAUGGUCGACAAAUGGAUGGAGAAGAAGGUAACUGAAAAAGUCGCCGUUGGGAGAAAAUCCGCCGCUGAUGUGCAGGUGAAGAAAUCGCGGAGAGAUCGGGAGAAUUUGAGCUCCAGCUCUUCGGAUUCCAGCCCUGGCGGUUUCUUCUCCUCCUCGGAGGCGGAAUCGUUGCCGAUUCAGAGGCCGAAGCCGGUUCGCACUGGAGGGUCUGGGUUUGAAAAGGAGAAGCACGGGGAAAACCGUCGCGAUUCCGAAGCUAAUGGACGAGGUUUUGGCGAUCAAUUAGAGGAGAAGGAGAAGCGUGAAGGCGGAUUCCUGAAGACAAAAUCGCGGGCGCUGAAAAUCUACGGCGAUUUGAAGAGAGUAAAGCAGCCGAUUUCUCCCGGCGGCAAGCUGGCCGGAUUUCUAAACUCUCUUUUCACGGCCGGGAACUUGAAGAAACCCAAAGUCCCCGCCGGUGGAGGCGAUGAUUCUCCGUCGACGCGGAAAUCGACCAACGCAUCGACGUGUUCAUCGGCUUCCUCGUUCUCCAGAUCGUGCCUCAGCAAAGCGCCGUCGUGCAGGGGAAAAUCCUCCGGCGGCGCGAAGAGGUCGGUGAGGUUCUUCCCGGUGAGCGUAAUCGUCGACGAAGACUGCCAGCCAUGUGGGCACAAAUACUUACACCAAGAAAACGAAAACAACAACAUUCAUAGCAUCAAAACCGCCAUUAACGAAGACCUUAUGCGCCAUAUACUGGAGAAAAAUCGUCGAGCGGAGGAAGCUGCCAGAGAUUUUCUGAUGAAUUAUCAGAACAAACGUGAAUUUGAACUCCCAUUUGAUCAUUUGAGGAAAUCCCACGUCGAAAAUCAAGGGUUUGAUCAGGAUUUCGAUGAAGAAGACGAUGAUUUCGAUGCAGCAAGCGACGCAAGUUCAGAUUUGUUUGAGUUGGAUAAUCUUUCUGCCAUUGGAAUGGAAAGGUAUAGAGAAGAAUUACCGGUGUAUGAAACUACCUACCUUGAUACUAAUCGAGCCAUUGCUAGUCGUUUGAUUUUGUAA